Molecule: messenger RNA, 1095 nt
Organism: Thermochaetoides thermophila DSM 1495
Lineage: Eukaryota; Fungi; Ascomycota; Sordariomycetes; Sordariales; Chaetomiaceae
Exons: 1
Coding region: 1-1095 (364 amino acids)
Biological process (GO): sulfate assimilation
Molecular function (GO): 3'(2'),5'-bisphosphate nucleotidase activity
Source: RefSeq, a predicted model, not a curated record
AUGGACAGCCCAUACCGGCUCGAACUAGAAGUUGCCAUCCAUGCAGCGCAGACAGCUGCAAAUAUUAGCCGUAUGGCCCUUUCAGCUGCGCAGACCGAUGCUCCAUCUGCGGCUGCCUUCGACCUUAUCAAGGACGACCUCAGCCCCGUCACCGUCGCUGAUUUUGCCAUUCAGGCCGUGCUUACACGCACUCUUCGCAAUGCCUUUCCAGAGGAUGGCUUCGUCGGUGAGGAAUCAGCGGAUGAGCUAAGGAAAAAUCCCAAGCUACUGGAUCGCGUGGUCGCCAUCGUUAGACAGUGUGCAGGGGACUCACUGUUCCGCGACGCUGAUGAUUUGUGCGACGUCAUCGACUCAUGUACGACGACUAAAUUAAGUGGCCCUAGUCCGUCUAGGAUUUGGGUAUUCGACCCUAUCGAUGGGACCAAGACUUUUAUGCGUGGCGAGCAAUAUGCCAUCAACAUUGCCCUGCUACUAGAGGGGAAACAGAUGCUAAGUGUUGUGGCUUGCCCCUUGCUCUCCGUUGCCGCCACCGCUCCAGUACUGGAUUCUUCGAUUGAUCCAACGGGAGAAGGGUGCAUCGUGUUCGGUGUUCGCGGCUACGGAGCUUAUGUAAGGCCUCUCUCUGGAGAGUGGGAUGAAGUACAACCACGGAGGCUGGAACGGCAUGCCGAGAAGGUCACGUCCCCCGAGCAACUUCGCAACGUCACCUGCUGGGCGCUUCUUGACUCCGGCGUCGAUGUCGUACACAAGGGAGUCGCUGAGCAGCUAGCUGUGCCAUUCCCGGGUUGCGAUCUGCUCGGCUGGGUCCCAAGAUGGGUGGUCAUGGCUCUUGGCCUGGCCAAUAUGACCGUCUGGGUGUAUAAGACGCGGGAUCGAUACGCAAAAAUCUGGGACCAUGCCGGCGCUAUGCUGCUCUUCGAAGAGGUUGGCGGCAUGAUUACUGAUGUGCAUGGCAGACAGAUUGAUCUCACCUCAGGGAGGAAACUUCAGGCAAACUUUGGCUUUGUGGCUGCUCCGAAGCAUCUCCAUCAGUUGGUCCUCAAAGCAGUCCAUGAUACCCUAAAAGCAAAUGGGAGAGAGGAGCUCUUGGCUUGA